Catharus ustulatus (Swainson's thrush) is the source of this 2638-nucleotide messenger RNA. It is a transcript of the gene TAFA4, whose product is annotated as TAFA chemokine like family member 4. Gene Ontology annotation, molecular function: receptor ligand activity. NCBI's taxonomy places the organism in Eukaryota, Metazoa, Chordata, Aves, Passeriformes, Turdidae. The coding region runs from base 334 to 822 and encodes 162 amino acids. The record is from RefSeq and is a predicted model, not a curated record. The transcript is spliced from 7 exons.
GAAAGAUGCUGCGAACUCCGGCCCGGCUGCGAUGCGAACAUCUCCCGUGUCUUCCCUCGGCUGAGCAGCGACCACUCGGAUGCUGAAAUAAGGCUCUGAGGAGGAGGAGGAAGAGUGGGAGGGGAGAGUUCCGAAGCCACUUUGGGCGCUGCGCCGCUACGUGCGGGAUUCUGUGCGGAGCAUCCUCCUGGCAGCCUGAACGCCGGGUGCUCUCCCCGCUGCUCUGGGGGGGAUUCCCCCUUCCCUGCACCCCGCUCCCGAGCGAGACAGCGGCCAGGUCCCCGAAGUGAAGGAAAAAUUCUGAGAUGCAGAAAGGCUUAUUUGCUGCUGCAAAUGGGAAUCUGGAAUAACUAUGAAAAACACACUGAAAUAAUUGUGUUUGACUGGAAAAAAAUUCUUGCAAAGUCCCCAAGGAUGAGAUUCUGUGCCAAAUCAAUGCUUCUGUCUGACUGGCUCUUUCUGGUCUAUGUGUUAAUGGUCUGCUGUAAAUUGUUGUCCGCCUCUAGUCACCAUCCCCGGGGGCACACAGGCCAGCACCAGGUGAAGCAGGGCACGUGUGAAGUGGUGGCCGUGCACCGGUGCUGCAACAAGAACCGGAUCGAGGAGCGCUCGCAGACCGUCAAGUGCUCCUGCUUCCCGGGACAGGUGGCGGGCACCACCCGGGCCCAGCCCUCCUGCGUGGAAGCUUCCAUUGUCCUGCAGAAGUGGUGGUGUCACAUGAACCCCUGUUUGGAUGGAGAGGACUGUAAAGUACUACCAGACUAUUCAGGUUGGUCUUGCAGCAGUGGAAAUAAAGUCAAAACCACAAAGGUAACACGGUAGCAAAGGCUAAACCUGAGGGUCACUCCCAGGACUAUGGCAUGUGGAACUUGGCUGUUACACAGAGACCUUUUUUUGUCAUGUUGUUAUUGACUUCAUCCUUCAAACUUGCAAAGGAGUUGGGAAAAAGGACAGCACUUCUCCUUUCAGCUGUGGCUGCAGUUUCUGAGCCUGGAUUUUGCUAUUCAGUGCUACAUUAUGAUUUCACAAGAAAAAACAAGAUUUGGUUCUACCUGAAAUGCACCUUGGAUUCCCAAGGAUCUGAGACCUGGCUGAAAAUUGUGGAAGAACACACCUGAGCUUCUGGUGGUGCACCAAGGAUAAAACUUUCUCAAUGACACAAAGAUAUGUAAAAUUGUUUUAAAUGAGUUUAGGUCAUGAAUGUAACUUAGGGGAUCAUAGAAAGAAAAUGCUGAUGUUAGAACUGGUACAGAUGAUCUCAAAGGUCUUUUCAACCUGUAUGAUUCCAUGGAUUUGUCUGAGGUGUUUCUUGCAUACAGUACAACAUAAAAAUACAAAGCUGAUCCCAGUGAAUUGAUGGGACCGUGUUAUAAAUUAUGUCUUAGUGUAUUUUCAACUGUAAUUUAGUACCUAUCAAGGUGGUAUGAAGGUGAAAAGAUGGCAUUUAUAGAAUUAGUAGCAAUUAUUGUAGGGCAAACUUUGGUUAUAGCUGUGCAAUUAGAUUUAUUUCCUUAGAUAGUUCUAGGUAGUUUAACCUUUACAUUCAUAAGUGAUGGCAGGAAAGCAUGAGGAAGAGAUAAAAUUUGAAAGCAGGCAUAGUUUUUCUUGUCCUAAAAUAAAUCCAUUCUCUAGGGGAAUAGCAAAGUAUACAUAUUCCUUGCCUCUUUGAAUCUAGAUAUGGAAAAGAAUUUAGCCAUUAGCUAGAAAUAUUCAUUGAGAUGCCUCAAAAAAAGGAGAGCAGGCUUGUACUGCAUAAGGAAGGCUUACUGGAAGGGGAAUAAUUUGUUUGGAUUUUCAUAGCUUUGGUUAUAUCCUAAUAGGUAACAUACUUAAAAUUCAUAAGCAAAAUUCUAGAUAAAAGUGAAUCUUCAGUUUCAAUUAGUUCUUGUUUAGAAUGAUUAUAAUAAUUAAAUGUCCAGUUCCUUGACAGACUGAAUUUCCAAGUGGUUACAUUUUGAGACACAUAAUUGUUCCCUAUUAUUGUAGAUGCAUUUCAUGCCCUUUUUCUUAUUUGCCUGUUAGAGUUUCUUGUCAUCAGUCUUCAUAAAUAGAAUAGGGGGAGAGGUGAAGCUGUAGCCAGUCUGUCCCCCUGACAUUGCAGCAGACUGAAGUGCAGUGGUGCAGAUGAACUGCUGGUGACCCAGAGACAAAAGUCAUUGUUAUGCUUUAUGUAAAUAUUGGGGUAACAAUGCACAUCCAAUUUUUAUGUAGACAGAAAGGUGGAAAAAAAGAAAAAAGAUGUCUUGUACUAAUGUAAGUCAUUUUGCAUAAACUUUCUUGUGUAUGGGAAAGAUCCCAUCAGCAAUGGGAAACUCUUCAGGGUCAUAAUUAUUAACUUUAUUAACUUCUGAUUAACUGGAGUGAGUGGGAGCAUUCAGCCUGUUAAUUCCACCAGAAUCAGUGGUGGAAAGAUCUAGCCCUGUGUUUCUUGGUUUUGAUUCCCUUGGUUUAGGUCACUUUCAAUUAUGUAUUUGAUUACAGCUGGGAUCAUAGUGGUCAUUGUACUCAGUGAUAAGCAAAUGAGAUUUUCUGCUCUGUGCUUGGACAGUUAAUAGAAUCUGCUUGCCCUAAUGAGCUCUACAUUCUCAAUAUUUUUCCAUUGUUUUGAUUUUCUGAUUAAAUUUUAAAAUUACCUUUA